AUGGCGUCGGUUGUGUCUCAAGUGAAAUCCCAAGUCAGAAACUCCAAUGAAGAGAAAGCAUCUACAAAGCUGACGAUUGUUUCUGGUAUCUUGUUCGUCUUUGGUUGUUCUUUUUACGUGAUUGGAACCACCUUGAACCUUCCAUCUAACAACGCCACGAAUGCUUGGAUGUAUAACGCAAUCGGGGCUGGCGUAUUCACUAUGUGCGGUCUGGUCGAAUAUUUCAACUACAUGGGAGGGUUUCACGUCUUCUUGAUCUUUGCUGGUAUCUUUGGUCUCACGGCUGAAAUCUUGGAUGGACACGGUAAUCCUGUCAGCGUUCAUUUCAACUUUUUGGCCAAUCACAUGUACUUCUGUGAGGCAGUCAAGCUCUACAUUGCUCAUUCGGGAGACUUCUACGCUCAGGCAGUUGCCAACAAAAUCAUCAUGAUCAAGACUCUCCGGUAUGCUGAUAUCUUGUUCCUCUCGGGUACUGUGAUUGAUAUAAUUCUGGCAUGGAUUUAUCUUUUCACCGGUACUCCCAAUAGUGGAGGAGCAAUUGCAAGCAGUAGCAGCACGGGCGGAUCUGGAGGCAGUCUUAAUCUACUCCGAACCGAUGAUCAAAAGAACGCUGAGUUGGCCAGCGCCAGUCUUUGGUUCAUUUGUUCCAUUCUAACUCUGAUGGUCUACAUUCGAAUGGCCAGAGCAGAAACGUCGGCGAAUGGGCGAGAGGAAGUCGGCGACGAAAAGGAUAACACCAACCUGUCCGAAGUUGUCUGA
Cylindrotheca closterium is the source of this 759-nucleotide messenger RNA. NCBI's taxonomy places the organism in Eukaryota, Bacillariophyta, Bacillariophyceae, Bacillariales, Bacillariaceae. The record is from the annotation of a GenBank genome assembly.